Molecule: messenger RNA, 2466 nt
Organism: Mus pahari (shrew mouse)
Lineage: Eukaryota; Metazoa; Chordata; Mammalia; Rodentia; Muridae
Gene: Nmnat1
Product: nicotinamide nucleotide adenylyltransferase 1
Exons: 5
Coding region: 797-1654 (285 amino acids)
Biological process (GO): NAD+ biosynthetic process
Molecular function (GO): nicotinamide-nucleotide adenylyltransferase activity; nicotinate-nucleotide adenylyltransferase activity
Source: RefSeq, a predicted model, not a curated record
AGUCUCCUCGAGACACGGCUUGAGGAAAACUGUCCGACUCAGACGCACGGAAAGGCAAGGGCAGAAAGCACACCUUCUCGGGGACGGAGGUGAGCAGCGCCCGGCCCGGGACCACCGGAACAAAACGAAGGCGCAGCCCGGCCGCACGCUCGGAUGCCGGCCUCCUUCCCGCGGACCGACGGACUCCAAGCUCCCGCCGAGGUGUGCAGGGCCCGCCGAGGCCGGGCUCCAGCGGGCCCGGUGGUCGCCCGAGGUCGCCUGCGAAACGCUUCUCGAGCCUCCCUGAUCAGGGACAACCUCCCUCGGCCUCGGUCCCCGCCUGCCGCCCGCUUGCGGAUCCCAGGCUUUGGAACCAGGGGCCCCGCCUACCUGACGCCCCUGGCCGGGCGGACCGCAUGGAGCGAGCACUUCCGCUGGAUUCGCGCACUUCCGGCUGCGUGGGGCCAAUGAGAGCAAGGCGGCGGUGUUCCCUGCGCUGGCGUCCGGGCCGAGGUUGUCUCCUGGAGGACUAGGGCCGUUUGGCCUUCAAGGCCUGGUAAGCAAGCCACCCGAGGUCCUAGGAGACGAGCCUUUGCGAGCGGUAGCCCGGCGACCCGUACUGUGCCAAGCAAGGGACAAUGCACAAUGGCUGGGCCUUUAGAGACUUUUGUAACGGUCCCUGGGGCCAGCUCUUCAUAGUCAACUCUUGCCCUUUUAGUUCUUGGAACCAAAAAGUUGGUAAAUUUCCUGUGACCUUGGUGCAGACAACAUCAGUGUCAGAGGAUUGCGUUUAGGUCAACAACCCCAACUUCUCCCCAUGGACUCAUCUAAGAAGACAGAGGUGGUUCUCCUGGCCUGUGGCUCUUUUAACCCCAUCACCAACAUGCACCUCAGGCUGUUCGAGCUGGCCAAGGACUAUAUGAAUGCUACAGGAAAGUACAGUGUCAUCAAAGGCAUCAUCUCACCGGUCGGUGAUGCAUACAAGAAGAAAGGGCUCAUCCCAGCCCACCACCGAGUCAUCAUGGCAGAACUUGCCACCAAGAACUCACAGUGGGUGGAAGUGGACACGUGGGAAAGUCUUCAGAAGGAGUGGGUGGAGACCGUGAAGGUGCUCAGACACCAUCAGGAGAUGCUGGCAACUGGCAGCUGCAGUUACCCACAAAGCUCACCUGUGCUGGAAAGACCUGGGCGGAAGAGGAAGUGGGCUGACCAAAAGCAAGAUUCUAGCCCACAGAAGCCCCAGGAGCCCAAACCCACAGGUGUGCCCAGGGUGAAACUGCUGUGUGGGGCAGAUUUACUGGAGUCCUUCAGCGUGCCCAACUUGUGGAAGAUGGAGGAUAUCACGCAAAUCGUGGCCAACUUUGGGCUCAUCUGUAUCACUCGGACCGGCAGUGAUGCUCAGAAAUUCAUCUACGAGUCCGAUGUGCUGUGGAGAUACCAGAGCAACAUCCACCUGGUGAACGAGUGGAUCACCAAUGACAUCUCAUCCACCAAGAUCCGGAGGGCGCUCAGGAGGGGCCAGAGCAUCCGCUACUUGGUACCGGACCUGGUCCAAGAGUACAUUGAGGAGCAUGACCUGUACAACUCGGAGAGUGAAGACAGGAAUGCUGCGGUCAUCCUGGCUCCUCUGCAGAGGAACGCCGCAGAGGCUAAGCACAACCACUCCACACUGUGAUACAGCGCACUAUGUCCGUCAGAGACUCGAAACUAUUUGGUGUUAGUAACUCAGGGAAGGACUUGCAGUCAUCCUGUUUCCUCAACUGAAAGUUAAAGGUUCGAUUUAAAAAAAAAAAAUAAAUAACCAACAGGGAAUUAAGAUCAGUGACUGAGAUGAAUGUUUUAAAUAAGACCAUUAAAAAAAAAGGAUGUAAUUCACCUUUAAAAUAACGGCUCAUUCACUAAAAUGAAAUGUUAAUGAUGCUGACUUUAAAUAAAUUUUUCCAGAAAGGACCUCAUGCUCUGCCACACAAGAGAAGCAAAUGUGACAAGCAAGUCUGUUCAGAAGCCACUCUUUAGGGGCCAGAGAGAUGGCUCCAAGGUUAAGAGCAUAGACUGCCCUUCCAGAGCACCCAGAUUCAGCUCCCAGCACCUGCAUGGCAGCUCUCAGCUGUCUGUAACUCCAGUUUCAGGAGAAACUGUGGGCUCUAGAGCACAUAUGGUUCAUAUACAUACAGGCAAAAGACACAGACACACACACACGCACACACACACAAACUUGCCCCACAAAGAGAAAGAACAGGCUCAUCGAUGCCCACCUGCAGCCCCAAUAGCACCAGGAGCUGAAGUUGGAGAAUUACUUUGAACCCAGGAGUCAGAGAUGACCCUAGACAAUAUGGGCCCUUUCUAAAAAAAAACCAAACCAAAACAAACCAGAAUCCUAGCGUUAGUUAUGAAGAGAACUGACAUGUCAUUCGUGCUUGGUGACAGCCAUCUUUAUCCAGAAUAGACAAAGGAAGGAAUUCUUUUUUUUGUUUGUUUGUUUGUUUG